AUGAAGAUGACAAAGUUCGACUUCUUUCGACAUGUACCUGAAGACCUCAAAGUCCACACAUACAGUGGCAGCUUCUUUUCACUGCUUUCGUUUGCUGUCAUGGGGAUGUUAAUGCUCACUCAUUGGAAGUCUUAUCGAGAGCAAAGUACGAAGACUAUUGUUGUCAUGGACGAGCACCAGGAAGAUCGAUUACGUGUGAAUUUUAACGUGAGUUUGCUCAAUGUGCCAUGUACCGUGGCUAGCGUCGACUUGGAAGAUUAUAUGGGUCAACGGUUUACAAAUCUCACACGUCAUAUCCGCCACUUUCGUCUUGCGACAGAUGGAAAGACUAAUGAAGUGCAAAGGACGAACGAGGUGGUUAUUGAUAAUCAUGAAAAGGGCGUCCCUAUAUGGGGAGGCGUCCAUCGAGACACUCAAGGAGAAAAUGUUCAUUACUCUAUGCCAUUGACCAGAAAGACAUUUGAUGACUUUAUGGCCAAGUACGAGCUUGUGCUUGUGAACUUUUACGCACCCUGGUGUCGGUUCUGCCAUGAGCUUCAUCCCGAGUGGGAGCGCGCCGCGGCGCAGCUACCUGACCAUCCAGAGUACAGUGAAAUGGUGCGUAUGGCCUCAGUGGAUUGCACUGAUCCAGAAGCUAUGCCGUUAUGUCGUCGUGCACAUAUCCGUGCCUUUCCGUCCAUGCUCAUCUACGUGUACGGAAGCACGUCCACGCGCUAUAUCUACAGUGGGCCACGUAAGACGGAGCAUCUACUACAGUUCUUGGACCUCUUCUUUCGUCGUCUGGAGCCGGAUGUCGAUUUUGCUGAAGAAGUGAACGUGAAUAACGACCGUCUUGGCCUGCCGCUGCCUAUUGGUGUGAACAAGGAAAAUUUGGAAAAGAUUGACUUUAAGAAGCGUCAUUCGUCGAAUAGUGUGCAAACUGGCGCUGUCGAAGGAUGCGAGAUCUCGGGAAGUAUCAGUGUUAAUCGCGUUCCUGGCGUGCUGGUAUUCACGGCGCGCUCCGAUGACAUGUCGUUCAAUGCGCAAGCUAUCGACAUCUCCCAUAUUGUAAACCACUUCUCUUUCGGUCAGGUGCGACGCUCAGAGAAUUUGUUCGAUGGAGGGAACAACUUGUUUGCUAGGGGCAACAACCUGAUCGCAGCACCAUCGAACCGCUACCCUCUCGAUAAGAAGAUUUACACUAUCAAGAGCGAAAACAUCACGGUGCAGCACUUUUUGAAUGUGGUCGGUUUUGACAACCCGGGUAGUUCAAGGAAAACGCACCUGCUGCAACGGUCGUACGAGUUUUCGGCAACGACUACUCGCUACGAUGAUAAGCAGCCGUCCGCGCUGUUUACCUUUGACAUCUCUCCGUUGGUGGUGCAGGUCACGGCCGACAGCAUUCCGUUUUACCACUUCAUCACACACUUGUGCGCAGUAAUAGGUGGCGUGUUCACCAUUAUUGGCCUUGUGGACUCAGGCGUUUUCCAUGCCAUGAACUCCAUCAAGAAAAAACAACAGAUUGGAAAGUUGUCGUAG
This is a messenger RNA of Peronospora farinosa, 1518 nucleotides long. Lineage: Eukaryota; Oomycota; Peronosporomycetes; Peronosporales; Peronosporaceae. The record is from the annotation of a GenBank genome assembly.